AUGUCACCAUCUGUUGAACAAUACCCCCCCUCCAAACACCCCCUCCCCCAGCAAGAAAGAAAAGAAAUAGGCAGAAUAGACGUUUUUUCCUCUUUGGACAUUCCAUACCCAACUGACACUCACGCACACGGUACACCCUUUCAUGUAGAGCUGGGUUCUACUUUUUUUUUUUUUUUUUUUUUCUUUCUCUCUCUCUCUCUUAAACAUUUCAGCUUUUUUUGCUCCCAGUUUUCUUUUACGGUUCUGUACAACACUCACACUUCCAGCUAUGAUUCUCUCUCUCUCUCUCUCUCUCUCUCUCUUGUACUUAAUGGGAUGAGAAAGACUUACCAUGUUUUUGAGGCCCAUGUCUCAUUGUUUUCUUCCUCCUCCUCUUCCUCCUCCUCCUCUUCUUCUUUGUCCUCCUCCUCCUCUUCUUCUUUUGUCCUCCUCCUCCUCUUCUUCUUUGUCCUCCUCCUCCUCUUCUUCUUUGUCCUCCUCCUCCUCUUCUUCUUUGUCCUCCUCCUCCUCCUCUUCUUUGUCCUCCUCCUCCUCUUCUUCUUUGUCCUCCUCCUCCUCUUCUUCUUUCCUCUUUCUCUCUCUUUCUCCCCACUCUCCUUCUCACUCUGUGCUUCUCUCUCCCCUAAUAUCUUUCCCAUGCUGCACAUCUCUUUCCUUUCAUUAUCUUUCUCAUGCUACGCCUCUCUCCAUGUUCCUUCUCAUGCUACGCCUCUCUCCAUGUUCCUUCUCAUGCCACGCCUCUCUCCAUGUUCCUUCUCAUGCCACGCCUCUCUCCAUGUUCCUUCUCAUGCUACGCCCCAACUUCCUUUCUCUCUUCUUCCACUCUCUCUUGCCCACCUAUCACCAACUCUCCACUUACCACAUCCUUUCUCUUUUUUUGCACACUUCUCUCUCUCUCUCUCCCACUCCUCUUCUCAAACUGUGCACUUCUCUCCCCAUCUUCAUUAUAUUGCUCAUCUUCUUCUUUCCUGA
Messenger RNA from Acanthosepion pharaonis, 972 nucleotides. NCBI's taxonomy places the organism in Eukaryota, Metazoa, Mollusca, Cephalopoda, Sepiida, Sepiidae. The record is from the annotation of a GenBank genome assembly.